AUGCCGCCCACCGUCAUCUCUGACUCGCGGUUCGCCGCGCUCCACUCGGACCCGCGCUUCGCGUUGAAUUAUCAACUUGUAACCCCUGGACUCCUCGCCACCCGUGCGUUGCCCCCCCAGCGCGUGGCGGUGCGCGAGACGCGCGUGGCGGUGGACGCGCGGUUCGCCGGCAUGUUCCGCGACGCGCAGUUCAGCGAGGCGGGCACAGUGGACAAGCGCGGGCGGCGGCGUGAGGCGCAGCGAGGGGCCGACCUGAAGCGGUACUACCGCGUGGAUGAGGUGGCGGCGGGGGAGGCGGGGGAGGCUGGGGACGGAAGAGAAGGGGGGGAGGAGGAAAAGGGGGAGGAGAAUGAGGGAAGUAGAGGGAGAAAGGAGGAGACAAGGGUGCAAGAGGAGGAGGAGGAGGAGGAGGAGGAGGAGGAGGAGGAGGAGGAGGGAGGAGAGGAGGAAGAGGAGGAGGAAGAGGAGGAGGAGGAGGAGGAGGAAGAGGAGGAGGAAGAGGAGGGUGAGGUGCAUGAGAGUGGGGAAGAAGAGGAGAGGGCGGGCUCAGAUGACUCCUCGUCCUCCUCCUCUUCAUCCUCUUCAUCAUCAUCAGGCUCGGACAGUGAAAGCGAUGAAGAGGAGUCCACCCCACAGGUGCUAGCCUUACUCCCACCCCUCUCUGCUCACCUUUUUCCCCUCUUCACCCCUCUGCCCGUUCACCCCUCUGCCCGUUCACCCCUCUGCCCGUUCACCCCUCUGCCCGUUCACCCCUCUGCCCGUUCACCCCUCUGCCCGUUCACCCCUCUGCCCGUUCACCCCUCUGCCCGGCAGCAGGUGGAGGAGCGCGUGGAGACGGUGGACGAGGCAACGAGGCGCCUGGCGCUCGUCAACAUGGACUGGGAUAACGUGCGGGCAGUGGACAUCCUGGUGGUGCUGCGCUCCUUCCUGCCGCCCGGGGGGCGCAUCACGGGCGUCACCGUGUACCCCUCUGACUUCGGCCUCCACCAGAUGCACGCCGAGCUCGAGCGCGGCCCUCAGGGGCUCUUCCAGCCAGGCAGGGGGGCAAAGGGGAGGGCAGGCGGGGGGGCUCAGGUGCAGGGAGGCGAGGAGGGGGAGGAAGGGGAGAGCAGUGAGGAGGGCGAGGGCGUGGAUGCGGAGAGGCUGAGGGAGUACGAGAAGGCCAAGCUCAGGUACUACUACGCAGUGGUGGAGUGUGACAGCGCGGGCACGGCAGCGCACGUGUAUGCGGAGUGUGACGGCAUGGAGUUUGAGAACAGCGCCAACCAGCUCGAUCUGCGCUUCAUCCCCGACGCCAUGGCCUUCCAUGACCGCCAACCCCGCGACUCCUGCUCCGAGGUGCCGGGGGACUACGAGGCACCGGUGUUCACAACGCGCGUGCUGCAGCACAGCACCGUGAAGCUCACGUGGGAUGAGGACGACCCCACCCGCGUGCGAGCGCUGCGCCGCAAGUUCGCCGCCGACCAGGUGGCGGAGCUGGACUUUCGAGACUACCUCGCCUCGUCCUCGGGUGAGGAGGGGGCAGAGGAGGGAGAGGACGGGGAGCAGACAGCAGAGAACGGGCAAGGGAGGAAGAAGGGGAAGGGAGGGACGGAAGAGGCAGAGGGGGAGGAGUGGGAAGGGGGGUCGUCGGGGUCGUCAGGCAUGGAGGGCGACAUGGAGGUGACGUUCACCACGGGGCUGGCGGCGCUGGGCGACAAGCUGGCACGGCGGCGCAGCGAGCAGCAGCGCAGCGGCAGCGAGACGGUGUUUGAGGCGUACCAGCGGCAGCGCAGGGAGCGCCGCAAGGAGCGCCGCCGACUGGCCGAGGCGAGCAAGGCGGCAGGACGGGGCGCAGGGGGGAGUGCGGAGGAGGGAGGAAGCGACGACGACUUGUACGACAGCAGGCGUGUGCAGCAGGAGGCCGACCCGUUCUUUGCUCUCCCUGGCGAUGAGGACCCCUUUGCCGACCCCUUCUUUGCCUCCACUGAUGCCGGUCAUGCUGCUGCUGGCACGACCACAAGUGGCAAAGGCGGGGCCGGAGGGGUGAAGGGAGCCAGGGAGCAGCGCGGGGCACAGGGCAGAGGGGCGAGGGGGGCGCAUGGCGCAGCGGGGGAGGAGGAGGCUGACGGGGAGGGAGGAAGAGCGCGGUCGGUGGGUGGUGGGGGCAAGUUGGGGAGGGGCGGAAGGGAGGGGAGGAGUGUGGAGCAGGUGGGGGCGGAGGCGGGGCGGGGUGUGGACGUGGACGUGAAUGACCCGCGCUUCGCUGCGCUCUUCACGUCUCCGCACUUCGCCAUCGACCCCACCGACCCCCGCUUCCACAGGUCGUCAGCCCCGCAGCGCCUGAUAGCCGAGAAGCAGCGCCGCCGCGUGCCAAGUGCAGCAGUGGGCGGGGAAGCAGCGGGUGGUGGCAGCAGUAGCAAGGGUGCUGCGAGCAAUGGAGAGGCGGAUGGACGGGGGCUGGGAAGAGGGCGGGGAGCUGGGGAAGAGGUGGAGGGGAAGGGUGGGACUAGUAGAAGAGCGGAGCUAAAUGUGGUUGUGAAGAGUCUCAAACGCAAGAUGGGGCACGGUGCACACAAGACAGGGCCCGGGACAGGCAAGGCAGGGCCGGGCACAGGCAAGGCCGGGACAGGCAAGGCGGAGGGCCUGAAGAGACUCAAGCAAUGA
Molecule: messenger RNA, 2646 nt
Organism: Closterium sp. Yama58-4
Lineage: Eukaryota; Viridiplantae; Streptophyta; Zygnematophyceae; Desmidiales; Closteriaceae
Source: the annotation of a GenBank genome assembly